This is a messenger RNA of Arachis duranensis, 540 nucleotides long. RefSeq names its product putative lipid-binding protein AIR1B. The transcript has a single exon. The coding region runs from base 64 to 453 and encodes 129 amino acids. NCBI's taxonomy places the organism in Eukaryota, Viridiplantae, Streptophyta, Magnoliopsida, Fabales, Fabaceae. The record is from RefSeq and is a predicted model, not a curated record.
ACACUCAUAUCAAAUUAACAAACACAAAAACCAAUUAACAAAAUUGUGUGAUAUAUAUCAUCAAUGGCUUCUUCUUAUUAUAAGGGCAUCAAUGUUGCAUCAUAUGUAGUAGCCUCAAUGUUAUGCUUCAAUCUACUGUCAUUGACUAAGGUGAGUUCCAACUAUGUCAUUCCUACAAUUCCAAUACCUAUUGAAAAGGGUACAUGCCCUAUAGAUGCCCUUAAGUUAGGGGUGUGUGCCAAUGUGUUGAACUUGGCUAAGGUCAAAUUAGGGUCACCACCAACCCUACCAUGUUGCAAUCUCAUUAAGGGUUUGGCUGAUCUUGAAGCUGCUGCUUGCCUUUGCACUGCCCUCAAAGCCAAUGUCCUUGGACUCAACCUUGAUGUUCCUCUUUCCUUGAGCCUUAUUCUCAACAAUUGUGGAAUUAACAACAGUGCUUUCAAGUGUAAUUAAUAAGUAUUAAACUCAUCAUUGUUGUUUAAUUAAUUUGUUAUAUAAUGUUCUUAUAUAUAUCUAGUAUAUCUGGUAUUUGUUUGGUCA